Molecule: messenger RNA, 2298 nt
Organism: Didymodactylos carnosus
Lineage: Eukaryota; Metazoa; Rotifera; Eurotatoria; Philodinida; Philodinidae
Source: the annotation of a GenBank genome assembly
AUGGCAAAGGCUUUAGAACCUACAAUGUCUCAUCGAGUGCAUUUUAGUUCACCUCAUUCACAAUACGCCAUAAUUAACACCAUAUUGGCUAUUAGGGAAGAUAAACAACAUUCGGAGCAUGUUCGUAAAGUAAUCGACAUGCGUCCACGUAAAGAAAAUGGUUUUAUCGGCAAUAAUAAACAUAAAGAAGACAAUAGCCCAUUGGGAGGCGAUGGUGGUGCAGUGAAACAACAAAAAUUGAAAAUAUUAAAACGUGGCGAAUCCACCAAUACUCCGACGGCAAAAAAUGAUAGCCAAUCGAAAGAAAAUAUUAGUAAUAAAAUUUCAAAUGUUGUCACAAAAGAACAACAGCAAGAACAAUUAUUAUUGCAGAAGAAUACAAACAGUGAUGAACGGAUCGUUGUUGCAGACAGUUUAAAAUCGCCAGUAGCACCGUUACCUGUUUUAGUAAGAGAAAAAUCAAUUCAAAUAACUCAAUCUGCUGUUAAUAACUCAAGUCGUCAACAACUAACGCAUCUUGUACUGCAAAAGCAAUCAUCGCCACCAGUUCGGCCAAGUUCAUCGACAACGCCUACUGCUACAGGGCCAACAACAACAUCUACUGGCAGCGUUACACCACAAGGAAGUUUACCAUCAUUACCGAGUUAUAAUAUUUUAAAUCCAUCAGUACCACUAGUGUUAACAAAAUCAUCAAGUGUCAGCUUACCAUCUACUUCUUCGUCCACUGCAGCAUUACUUGAGCAACAUAUUCAAUCAAUCUCUGCGCGUUUGUUUGGUACAACGAAUUCAUCAAUAAUGAUGAAAUCUUCAAUGAAAAUAAUUGAUGAUACGCUCGUUUGGUGUGAAAAUGGUCAAAUUCAACAAUAUUUACAUGAUACAGAGGGUAAUCUUGUUAUUGGUGCACUUGGCAGACAGCAUGUGGGAAAGUCAACAUUGCUAUCAUUAUUAGGCGGUAAUCAGUUUACUGAUGAAGAUCGUACGAUGAUAUUUCAACCAUCAUCACAAUUUCCAAUAUCAAUGCCGCCACCACAAUUGACAUCAUCUUCCUCUUCAACUUCUACUCAAUCAUCAGCAACUAUUCCUUCAUCUAAAUCAUCAAAUUCAGUAUCAACAGGUAUAGAUUUAUAUGUGACAAGUGAACGUACAAUUUUAUUAGAUACACAACCAUUAUUAAGUUCAAGUCUGCUUCAAAAUUUAAUUGAAAAUGAACAAAAUCGGGAGCAACACCAACAACAUCAUCGUCGUCAUUACAAUCAUCAUUAUCGUGAUCAACAAGAACGGCAUCAAGACUCUCAACAUUUAUGGCAACAACUAAACGAUCCAAAUUCAAUGUAUAUUGAUAAUAUGAUUGAAUUACAAUCGAUUGAAAUUGCUUGUUUUAUUAUGUCUGUAUGUCAUGUUGUGUUGAUUAUUGAAGAUCAAUUUGCUGAUCCGUACAUUUAUCGUCUAUUACAACUGGCUGAAAUUUUACGACCUGUCAUUAAAACAAAUCAACGUGAAUUAAUUCGUCAACAUUCACCACAUUUAAUAUUUGUUAUGAAUAAAUGUGAUGAUUAUAUUCAACCACAUGAACGUUUAAUUAUUAAAAAAGCAAUUAAUAAUUUAAUGUGUGAAACAAGAUUUUUCUAUCGUGGAUCAUUGAAUUAUUUAAAUAAAUUGAAAGUACGUACAAGUACAAAAAAUAUUUUAUUAUCAAUGAUGAAAAAUAUGAAUAAUAAUCGUAUGAUGAAAAUGAAUGGUGGUACGAAUGACAAUGGAAGUGGUGAUAAAGGUGGUUUAAAAAAAUUAUUUCAAAAUAAAAACAAAUCAACAACAAAAAUGAACAAGAUGUUAGCAGGAAAUGAUUUAGAUCGACAAGAUGAUACAAUAACAGAGGAUAGAGAAAAUGAAAGUGAAGAUGAGGAUGAAGAUGAUCCCGAGGCAAGUGAUGAUUAUAAGCUUCAUGAAGACGAAUUUGAAGAUGAGAAUGAUGAGGAUGAAAUGGAUAAUGAAAGUGAAGAAGAAAAUGGAUAUCGAACACGAGCAAAAUAUUUAAAUUCGUAUGAUGAUGUGAAUGCUGUAUUUAUUCCACGACGUGAUUUUCGUGUAUCAUCGGUCUCUCAUUGGCAAUCGCGUUUUAUUGGUUUUUCAAAUCCUGAUUCAACAAUCAGACAAUUACGUCAACAACUAUUAUCUAUUGAUCGUCCAUUAAUUGAUCAAUGUUUAUCUCAACGCGCUUGGCUUAAUCAUGCAUCACGAGUAUGGGAUUCAAUAACUAAAUCAAAUUGGAUAGCAGAUUAUAGUCGUUUAAUGACUUAA